Molecule: messenger RNA, 4167 nt
Organism: Oncorhynchus nerka (sockeye salmon)
Lineage: Eukaryota; Metazoa; Chordata; Actinopteri; Salmoniformes; Salmonidae
Product: cerebellin-2-like
Exons: 3
Coding region: 105-695 (196 amino acids)
Biological process (GO): maintenance of synapse structure
Cellular component (GO): synapse
Molecular function (GO): protein binding
Source: RefSeq, a predicted model, not a curated record
GAGAAAGAAAGAGAGAUAGAGCAGGUUUGAAGGGGGACUGAUUGCCACAAAACUGAUAAUCAGAGCAAUCGCAAACCGUAAACUGUUUUACAGUUUAGAAUACAAUGUUUCUUCGAUUUUGUACCAUGAUAUCAUUGGUCCUCCUAGGAUUUGGCGUUGCCUUUUCGCUGGGACAGAAUUACACAGAACCUCUUGUUUUGGAGGGAAAGUGUCUGGUGGUUUGCGAUGCGAACCCGUCUGUAGAGGGAGCAUUGACCUCUUCCUUCGGGAUAUCUGUCCGGGCAAGCGGUGCUAAAGUGGCUUUCUCUGCACUCAGGGGAACGAACCACGAACCAUCUGAUAUGAGCAAUACGUCUCCGACCAUCUACUUUGACCAGGUAUUAGUGAACAUUGGCAACCAUUUCAAGCUGCAAGCGAGUGUAUUUCAAGCACCAAGAAGAGGCAUUUACAGUUUUAGCUUCCAUGUGGUGAAGGUUUACAACCGACAGACUAUACAGGUAAACUUGAUGCACAACGAAUACCCUAUAAUAUCAGCUUUCGCCGGGGACCAUGAUGUCACUCGAGAGGCUGCGAGCAAUUCAGUCCUUCUGCACCUGGAACGAGAGGACAAACUCUACUUGAAGCUUGAGAGGGGGGAUCUAAUGGGUGGCUGGAGGUACUCAACGUUUUCUGGAUUCUUGGUGUUUCCACUCUAAUCACAACUCUCAAAUCAAGUGACUCUUUUUUAUUUUCUUGGCAACCCAUCUCUGGACUUAAAUUAUGAAGAAAUGUAUAACUGACUGUGAGAUAAAGUAGGCUAUUUUGACAAUUUAUGACGAAAUUAUUCCGUGCUAUGAGGUUGGGAUUUGUAUUGCUGAAUGUGACUGAUUGUUGGAUUGUUGGUAUGAUAUUAUAUGAACUGCGAAGAGUAGCCUAUUCAAGCGUUUGUCAGGUGCGCCCAUUCAGUAGCUAUCCAUGGUCCUGAAACCGUAGACAGUAGCUGUCUGUUGAAACCACAAAACGCAUCUCAAGCGUACAGAGCCAAUAGGUGGCAAUUGAGUGUUGGCUCUAGUGUCAACGUUGUUGCAGUAGUGCCAUUGAAAUAUUGUAAUCAAAUAACAUUUUCCAAAGGUAUGCAAAUGCAGGCUAGCUGGCAUUUGGACCUAUAUUGCACAUUGAUACAGUGUUAAUUUUGGCAUUUUUGUAAAGGUUUAGUCCAGUCUUAGUCACUUUGUAAUCACAUCUAAAUCAAAUCAAAUGUUAUUGGUCACAUACACGUGUUUAGCAGUUGUUAUCGCAGGUGUAGCGAAAUGCGUAUGCUAGUUCUGACAGUGCAACAUUAAGUCACAUUUGUGUCAUUUGAAUAAUGAUUAAGUCUGGUCAUUGUCAAACAGUGCGCCAUUUUCGUAAACUAAAUUACCUUUAAUUUCAGUCACAUUUUAGUCACAUCACAUUUGUAUUGUCUCAUUAACCUAUAGUAAACAUAAAUCACCGACUCCCAUGUGCACAAACAUACAUAACCUUGUCCCACCAACAUAUUUUUCUGCAUAACAUAAUAUCAUAUUCCCUUCCCAGCAGCAGAAAAAUGACAAACAUAUAUUAGAAUAUAUAAUGAUUAUCUGGCCAUUCCUAAUUCAGCCUACAUAUCGGCAAAGUAGUAUGGGUGUCCAAAAGUAGAACGGGGGCUAAUGACUUUGAACGGGAUCUAAUUAAUGUUUUGCCCAGUGAUGCAGUCGAGUCACUAAAACCCAAGUCCGAAUUGAGUCCCAAGUCCCCUGUGCUCGAGUCCAAGUCUGAGUCACCAAUGUUGGUCGAGUAACGAAUGGAGUCACGAGAAAAAAAUGUAGUCAAUAAAUUGUAUUUUUUUUCUGUACCACCAAAUGUGUGCAUAUCUGCUACUGGUAACGUUAAUGUUACCAGGGCCACGUUCAGUUGCAAAACUUUCUCGAACAUUGCAGACAGUUCCAGUCGGUAUUCACGUAGUAAUAAUAAAGAAUUCCCUUGACCCACGACAACAAAUUGGGUAAAACCAACAUUCUUUCCUAUUGAAAUAACAAAACAUGCUGAAAAGCUGCUGUGUUGUUUUAUGUAGCCAGGUCAAAAGUCCUGACCUACGGCUCUGUAAAGCUCCAAAGUAGGGAAAUAAAGCCUGUGAAAAGAUUAAUCGUUAGACAUGUUGUACUAUUAUUAAAUGUCGUUUUGUAAUUGACUAAAACAAGCAGACUAACAAUAAAAUUGCGUUUGAAAACGGUCAAGUUUUUGCUGUGAGCUAAUGGGGAAACCUAGGUAACCUGUUAGUUUUCCCCACAGAUAGGUAGGCCGCACAGUUAUAUCUAAUAAGGAGUGGGUCUAUAUAAAUCCCAUGAAUAGAGCCAACAUCCAUUAUUCAACAUGUCAGUGAGGCAUGUUUGUUCUACAUAGCAUAUUUCUGUCUGAGCUUUAAAAAAUGUGGUCCUGUUGAACCGCCCCAUGUUGUCAGCUAUUCAUAGGUGUCACCUCAGUCACUCGGUCGCUUCAUGCGAUUAUGAACGUUCUCAGGCCGCUCUCUAUUGGCAGCGCCAGAAUGGUGCCCUAAAGCCAUGGUAAACCCAGUCAUUCUGGAUGAAUGUUCUGGUCUGCAAGUAGAAUAGUUUUAGAAUGGCCUGCGAUAUGCUUAAUGAAUGUAAAAUGGCGGUCGCUAAUGCUGUUGUUUUUAAUUUCAUAAAGUAGCUUGCGAUUAUGAACGUUCUCAGGCCGCUCUCUAUUGGCAGCGCCAGAAUGGUGCCCUAAAGCCGUGGUAAACCCAGUCAUUCUGGAUGAAUGUUCUGGUCUGCAAGUAGAAUAGUUUUAGAAUGGCUUGCGAUAUGCUUAAUGAAUGUAAAAUGGCGGUCGCUAAUGCUGUUGUUUUUAAUUUCAUAAAGUAGCUUGUGUUUCUUAACCAGGCAACGGGUAGUUACAGUUUUUCACAAUUGCUUACACAUGAUUUCUGAAACUAUGGCUCCUUUUCUCUAGACUCUACAUGCCAAAACACACACACAACAUGCAAAACGUCACACAUCUCUUGAAAAACCAAACACUUCAUUCAAAACAGUGUUUUUGCAUCAAAACUCUACACACAAGCCAUCAAAUGAUUACAUCUUAUACACACCCAAAGACACACAGAUGUGACAAAUGUAAAACACUACUAUCAUGUGUCUUUUGCAUGUUCAGUGUGCAGUGGAGUCCACAGCAGUUUGUCAUAGCACUCACACGUACAUGUAUGUGCACAAAUAUAUACAGUAUGUAUGCAUAUUCCGUAUACAUUUACACUAUAACCAAAAAUGCAAGGGGGAAAAAUAAAAUGUGUUCCUUUCUCAAUUUUUUUUAUUUUCAUCCAGAUUUCGGGAUGAACAGUAACAGACAAAACAAACACAGUAGAAGAUAAAUAAAUAGGCUUGUCCUUGUCCUCCUCCUCUUCCUCCUCGUCUUUGUCCUCUUCCUCCUCCUACUCCUUGUCCUUGUCCCCCUCUUACUCUCAUUCCUCUAUCUCUCUCUCCAAAAUUGGCCUCCAUUGUUGUCCAAACCAAGAAAGCCAACCUGAAGCUUAUUUAUACUGCUUAAGCUCUGAUGUCUAAGUGAAGAAAUUCAUUUUCACACAUGAGCACUGGGUGUAAGUACUUGGCAAAUGCGUGUGGCAUUUGGAAUGGCAGUGCUUCCAAACGAAACACAAGACCUGUUAGUUUUGAAUGAUGUGUCUCAAGUGUAUUUUACAAUUGCAAACUGAGUGUAAAGCAGAUAAUGGGCGUGCAAUUUUGCAGAUUGGUCUGAAGAUCAGGUAUAUGAGUUAAUGGUUUCACUGAGUGUGCCUCAAGUAUCACUUUUAGUGUGUAAAAGAUUGUAAAAAACUGUAAUUAACGUAUGCUUGUCUGCUCACACUCAUUGCUUGCUCCCCUGCAGCUCAUCAGCUGAUGCAGGGUGUGGCAGCAGUCCUUCCCACUGCUGAACUGUGCUUACCACUGAAAAGCUCUCAUUCUCUCCCAGAUAAUUUAGUCUCGUCUUGUUUUAGUUAACUUAAAUGAAUGUUUUUUUUUUAUUUUAGUCUCAUCAAUUGACACUGAAAAAUAGAUGUUUGAGGAAUAUUUUAGUCACUAUUUUUUUUGACGAAAUUAAAACCGCAUAUGAUAUAUGUACUGGACAAUUUAACCUCUAAAUAAAGACAAGUGACUAGAA